AUGCGUUGCGCAGUUGCCGCAGCUUUCUUCGCGGCCGGUGCCCACGCCGCCGCUGUUACGCCUCUUGCUGCUCGAGCGACUUCUUCAAGCUCCUCUGGAGGCUGGGAGACACGGUACACUGCCACCGGUACUGCUGCCGUUGCGGCUGCUGCUGCCACGGCCAAGACCAGCAGUCCGACGAGCAACGUCAAGGGCAAGGCUUUCGACCGCUUUGUAAUUAUCUGGAAUGAGAACACGGAUUAUGACAAGGCUAUCGGUGAUCCCAACUUUGCAUGGCUCGCCAAGAAGGGCAUCACACUGUCGAACAACUUUGCUGUCACUCAUCCCUCUGAGCCCAAUUACUUUGCAUCGGUUUCUGGAGAUUAUCUGGGUAUGAACAACGAUAACUUUAAUCGCGCCGACCGCAAUGUUUCUACAGUGUUUGAUCUUCUUGACACUCGAGGAAUCUCGUGGGCGGCCUACCAGGAGGACAUGCCGUUCUCUGGCUUCGAAGGCAUGGCCUGGAUAAACCAAACCAAUGGAGCAAAUGAUUAUGUCCGCAAACACAACCCGCCAGUCUUCUUUGACAGCGUCACCAGUUCGGAGCAGCGUCUGUCCCAGAUCAAAAACCUGUCCACUGUCUCCCCGGAGCGAUCACAGUUUCACAAAGACCUUAAGGCCAACAAGCUGCCUCAAUGGAUCUUCGCAACCCCGUCGAUGUUGAAUGACGGCCACGAUUCCUCUGUCACUGUUGCCGGUGCUUGGAAUAGGAAAUUUCUUGAGCCGCUGCUCGAAGACAAGAACUUCAUGAACAACACAUUAGUUUUGGUCACUUGGGAUGAGAAUGAGACGUACACACAGAAGAACCGCAUCCUUGGUAUCCUUUUGGGAGACGCAGUCCCUCAAGAGCUUGUUGGCACGACGGACUCAAAUUUCUACAACCACUACUCGGAGCUCGCCACAGUCGAGGCCAACUGGGACCUCCCAACACUCGGAAGGUGGGAUGUCGGCGCUAACGUCUACAAGUUUGUUGCGGACAAGACCAAUAGCGUUAUACGCCAGUGGAGCAACACGUCAACGGUGCCUGAUCGCUACUUCAACCUGUCGUAUGCUGGAUUCUUUCACUCCAAGACGCCGAAGCAGUACCCCAAGCCCAAUUUGGCUUUGGACGAGAAUGCGGCGGGCAGGAAGAUUCUCGAGUCCAUCAAGGCGACGUGGAAAGACAGCAAAGCUCCUACUUACUACGAGGAUACGGUCCAGGUUUCGGAUGGCCUUAACCCGCCUCCUGGUUAUAAGGCGUAA
This is a messenger RNA of Colletotrichum phormii, 1281 nucleotides long. RefSeq names its product phosphoesterase. Gene Ontology annotation, biological process: phospholipid catabolic process. The record is from RefSeq and is a predicted model, not a curated record. The transcript has 2 exons. Lineage: Eukaryota; Fungi; Ascomycota; Sordariomycetes; Glomerellales; Glomerellaceae. Gene Ontology annotation, molecular function: hydrolase activity, acting on ester bonds. Bases 1 to 1281 code for a protein of 426 amino acids.